Molecule: messenger RNA, 1408 nt
Organism: Tuber aestivum (summer truffle)
Lineage: Eukaryota; Fungi; Ascomycota; Pezizomycetes; Pezizales; Tuberaceae
Source: the annotation of a GenBank genome assembly
AUGGCUGCGGAUAAAGCUCGGCUCUAUAUGGAGCAAUCGCUCCCUGAGCUUCAAGAACUCAAAAAGAAGAAAAUUUUCACCGAGGUGAGCGCUGUAGCCCUCCUACCCAUGCCAACAAACUAACAAUGCUCAGAAAGAAAUCAGUGAUGUGAUCAAGAAGCGUAAUCAAUUCGAGUUACGAGUCAAUGCCUCAGGAUGCAAUGCCCAGGAUUACAUCCGCUAUCUUGAAUUCGAAAUCAACCUCGACCAACUCCGCAAGAAACGAGUGAAGCGACUAGGUGUCAAACUAAACCGUAAUGCGGGCUCGGGCCAGCGCAGGAUAUUUUUCAUCAUGGAUCGGGCUACUCAGAAGUUUUACGGAGAUCAGGCGCUGUGGAUGCAGUAUAUUGAGUACGCCCGGAAGGAGAAAGCUGGGAAGAUACUUAAUAAGGCUCUUAUGAAUGUUCUCAGACUUCAUCCUACAGAGUCGCAAUUCUGGAUCUUUGCAGCGUCAUGCGCAAUUGAGGACAAUAUGGACAUUACGGAGGGUAGAAGUUAUCUGCAGAGAGGGUUGAGGUUCAACAAGGCUUCGAGGGUGCUCUGGGUAGAGUAUGCGAAGUUGGAGAUGGUUUUCGUUGCGAAGGUGCUCGCUAGAAGAGCAUUGCUGGGGAUUGACGGGCCUACAGUGGACGAAUAUGGGGCUGGGGAAGAGGACGGUGAUGGAAAUAUCAGGUUACCGCAAAUUUCGGCCGAAGAUAUCGAUCCCUCUUUAAAGAAGGACCACUCCCUCGAUACGGCGGCUUUGGAAGAUGUAGAGGCAAAUCCAGCUCUCAACGGUGCUGUUGCAUUGGCCAUAUUCGAUUCGGCGGUUAGAGAAAUUCCGGACGACGUCAAAUUUGCUGAGGAUUUUUUCAGCGUCUUUGCACAGUUCGGUCACCUACGUUGCGGGGUGAAGAUCCUUGAGCAUGUCAUUGCCUAUAGUCAGGAGAUCGCCCCCACAGCUCCCCAAACACUCUCCAUGUGUGUCAGACUGCCUUUACUUGGGGCCGACCCCACCGAACCAAUCUUCCCCAGCCGCCUUCGAGCUGCCAUUUCCGGGAUGGCCGAGGCUGUGAAAAUCGCCCGGGCAAAAGCGCCCCUAUACGCGUCCUUCGUAAAAUCUAUGGUUUGCAUAGCGACCCUCCAGGAAGUGGAUUCAGACAUCCGCAAGAUCACUACAUCGAUGGCGUUGAAGUACUUCCGGCAGGCAGAAGAGCAGGGGGAAAUCACCCCCGAAAUAUAUCUCUAUUUCGCAGAGCUGUGUGAGAAGAGCAACAUUAACGGUGUAGAUAUCAAGGGAACUUUAGAAAGGGGGGUUUCCAAAUAUCCCAAUCACGAUAGGUUACAGGUACUUGCGUCCCGAUCUCGAUCUCCAAAGGGGGCUAUUUGA